AUGUCUCUCCCCACCGAAAUCCACCUCCUCAUCUCCCGCCACCUGACCUACCCGGACGCCCUCUCCCUCAAACACGCCAACCGGCACUUCUACCGAAUCGUCGACACGGGCGUGAGCCUCAAGGUAGCCUGGCUAAUGGAACGCCGCCUCCUCCACCUCGAGUGCCCCAACGACCGCUGCUGCGACCUGGGCAGCGACCUCAAGUUCUGCCGCGGCAGCGUGCCCCUCCUCAUGCGCCGCCGCCGCGAGCACUUCGAGUGCGAAUCCCGCCCCGGCCUCGGCUGCCUCGUCCUCGGCACUGCCUCCUGCGAGCAUAUUUUCUCUGGCUGGGAAUUGUGGCGUGUACUGCUUGUGGCUCUCUUUAUCCCGAUUGUCCUGGCAUGUGUGUUUUUUUCGCUGUCGUGGCUUUUGUAG
Molecule: messenger RNA, 414 nt
Organism: Sodiomyces alkalinus F11
Lineage: Eukaryota; Fungi; Ascomycota; Sordariomycetes; Glomerellales; Plectosphaerellaceae
Exons: 2
Coding region: 1-414 (137 amino acids)
Molecular function (GO): protein binding
Source: RefSeq, a predicted model, not a curated record